AUUCAUUACUUCUUAUUAAAGCAGGAACUUGCCAUAUUGAGCAAUGGCUGAUGGAAUAGCCAUUGUUGGCAUUGGGUGCCGGUUUCCUGGCGCCACCUGCCUGGAGGAAUUUUGGGAUAUCCUUGCAAAGGGAGAGAACCAUGUGGUUGACAUCCCCCCUGAGAGAUGGAACAUGGAUGCCUUCUAUGACUCUGAUAUCAAUGCUGUAGGGAAGAGCUAUUCCAUAAGAGCAGGGCUAUUAAAGAACUUCGAUCACUUCGACAACAAACUUUUUAAAAUCAACGAAACCGAGGCUGCCCAGAUGGACCCCCAGCAGCGCCAGGUGUUGGAGUGCACGUACAUGGCUCUGGAGGACGCCGGCAUCACCAGACAACAAAUAGCAGGACAGAAAGUGGGAGUCUACAUAGGUUCCAUGACGGUGGAUUACGGGGACUUGAUCUCUACCAAAUCACAAGACGUCACCAACCACACUGUGACAGGCCAGGCCAGGUCUAUAAUAUCCAACAGGGUGUCCUAUUUGUACAACCUAACAGGAACUUCCAUGACCAUAGACACAGCGUGUUCCUCAUCCAUCGUGGCAUUACACCAGGCAGGACUUGCACUCAGGGCAGGGGACUGUUCUGUUGCAAUUUGCGGAGGUGUGAACCUGUUAAUUCACCCAGCAUAUUUUAUCAAGUUAAGCAAAGCUCAGAUGUUGUCUCCCACUGGACAGUGCCACGCCUUCUCAGCAAAUGCAGAUGGUUACACCAGAGGAGAGGGAUGUGGGGUUAUCAUCGUCAAACUCCUAAGUCAGGCUUUGCAUGAUGGUGACAAUAUUUGGGGAACUAUUGUCACGGGGUUGAAUCAAGAUGGCCGCCAGGUUACACCCAUCACAGCACCAUCAGGGAAACAACAGCAGGAACUGCUGAAUGACAUCUACACACGGUAUGGGAUCGACCCGACUGAAGUAGACUAUAUUGAAGCUCAUGGUACUGGAACCAAAAGAGGUGAUCCAGUAGAAGCUUCCGCUCUGGGAACCUUCUUUGAGAAGUAUCCACGCCAGCGCCACAUCGGGUCAGUGAAGACCAACAUCGGCCAUCUAGAAGCAGCUGCAGGUGUUGCCGGACUCAUCAAGGUCCUGUUGAUGAUGAAACACGACACCAUUGUCCCAUCCCUUCACUUUGACAAGCCCAAUGAAGCAAUAGACUUUGACAGAUUUCAGUUUGUAGUACCAACGGAAAAUACUGACUGGAAACGUCAUAAAAAGAUUGCAUGUAUCAACUCAUUUGGAUUUGGGGGUAGCAACAGCCAUGCUGUGUUAACAUCGUUCACAAUGGAGACACCGGUUAUGAAUGACAUUGCGCUACCAGUUUGUUUUUCAGGCUCCAGUGAGAAAACGUUAAACAAGUCAAUAGCAAAAUUCACUGAAAGUGGUAACAGUUCUUCUUUCAGUGCUGUUGCUUACACUUCAUGUAUGGCAAGAGAACAUUUUCCGUUCAGAAAAGCUUUCUUUCCAAACAACCAUUCUAUUCUGAUAUCUCAAAUACAAGAAGAGUUACAAAAGAGAAACCAGCCAUCUUAUUCGGAAAAAGCAAACAUUGUAUUUGUUUUCUGUGGCAUGGGAACAGCCUGGGAAGGAAUGUGCAAUGAUCUCAUCUCCAACAAUGAUCAGUUUAAGGAAAACAUUUUGGAAAUUGACAAAUCCCUCUCCAGGUUUGUACAAUGGUCCCUGAUGAAGCGGCUCCUUGAAUGUGAUGAUGUGAACGAUCCUCUGUUCGGUCCAAUAGCCAUUUUUGCUUGUCAGGUGUCUCUCGCUCACCUGUGGGAAACCUGGGGGGUGAAGCCUGCAGCUGUUGUAGGUCAGUCAGUUGGGGAGGUGGCUGCAGCACAUGUUGCAGGAAUCCUGUCCUUGGAUGAAGCUGUGAGGGUCAUCUACCACAGGACUCGGAUCCUGGCUGAAGCCACAGGCGGAAAGAUGAUGCUUGUCCGGAAUGUUGAGACAGAACAAGUAAAGACAGCCUGUAGGAAAAUUCAGAGUAAGAUAGAUGUAGCUCUUUAUUACAGCCCGAUUUCCUGCACCGUCAGUGGGGAUGAGAGGUCCGUUCAGUUAGUCAAAGAGGAUUUGAAGCAUUCUUCAGAUAGUAAUGCACAGUAUCAUGAGCUCCCUGUUACAAGUGCGUUCCACAGUCACUUUAUGGACUCAGCAAGAGUUCAGCUUGAUGAAAUCUUAUCCGAUAUCAAGACAUCUGAGAUGACAAGCAGAUUUGUCUCGACAGUCGAUCCUGAUAUGGAUGAAAGUACAGUCAUGUCAAAGAUCUAUUGGGGCCUAAAUGUAAGAAGUCCUGUUAGAUUUUGUGAUGCAAUCAAAAGCGCCGCACAAACAUCCAAAAUGAACAUUUUUGUUGAAAUAGGCCCACGGACUGUACUUAAAUCACAUCUACGGGACAUCUUCAGAGAUUCUACCCCCUCUGUCACAUCCAUUCCUUCUCUUCACCCCAAAGCGAGUUACGGUGACAUUCUGCAGUCACUCAUCUUGAUGUAUGACUAUGGAGUUAACGUCAAAUGGGACGCUUUCUUUCCUGAUAAGAUGCAAAUAACAAGCUAUCCAUCUUAUGUCUUCAAUACUAAGCCCCUGUUAGUGGUGUCUGAAAGUAAACAACAAAUGCUCAAGGGUCAGAAGGAAACUGAAGGAGAUCACUUGUUUAUCAAAGGCAACACAUUGUCAGCAAGCUUAGUCAUUGACCCUCAGAGAUUCAAGAGUGUUUUUGAACACAGAGUAAAAGGAGCAAUCAUUUUACCAGGUGCCGUCCAUGCUGAGGCAGCACUUGCUUUAGCCAGAAUGAUUGACAUGUACCACCUAUGUACAAUCAGUGUUUCUGUGGCCUUCAGGAGCCCAGUCAAUCUGAAAUCUGGAACAGUGACAAACCUGGAUAUAAAACAAUCUCACAGUGAAGUUGACUCCAGCAUUUUGAGUACAUUUGUUUUGAAGAAUGGAAGGACAGUCCACGCAGAAGCGAUAAUAAGGCAAACACCUGCGGAUGAAACUCCAGAGAGAGUUGACCUUGGGCCAAUCAAAGAAAGAUGUAAACACUACUUAACUGGAGAGGAAGUGUAUCAACAUUUGGCAGCCAAUGGUUUCAACUACGGUGAAAUGAUGUCCGUUAUUUCAGAACAUUUGAUAGUCAAGAGGAAGACAGACAGAAAGAUGUUUGUGCAUUUGAAAGUGUUACAUGAAAGUGAAUGGUAUGUGUGCCAUAGCCUGUCACUGCUGACAACCGAAGGGUAUGUCAUUGCACACGUUGGAAAAUUUACAUUGAAAGCCAUGGGUAUAGAGUCCUUUGAUGUCAGGAGUGUUGCAUACACAAUUGAAGCAGAAGAAAUACAUCCUGAGCAUGACACUGACAGCAUAACAAACCUUGUUAUGUUUAGUGAUGAGAUGUCUAUGUCAAAGACCCCACACUAUCCAUGGACAGUUCACCAUAUGUCCAUUUUACAUGGCGAUAGCUAUGUUGCAGACCUUCGAGAGUCAUCUGGAAUAGUAGUACUGUUUCAAUCCAAGCCUCACUUUGUUGACAAUGGAAUGGAAAUGGAGAAAGAAUUGGAGGAGAAGAUCAUGCCUUUAAGAUCUCUUAUACUUAAAAUGUCACAGCAUGCCAUCAAGACACCCUUGCUCAUUGUCACAAUGGCAACACCAUUAGACUACCAAAGCCCAGAUAGAAAAUCUCAUGCACUUGCUUGCAUUCACGAAAGUAUUCGGGCAUACAUCAGAUGUGUUAGAAGGGAAUUCACAAGGCUAAAUGUAAAAUCACUGGAUCUCAAUGUUGGUAACAUGGACCAAUACGAUGCAACUAUCAUAAUGUCUGAAAUCUCGCAAGUCUUGAAUGUCAAAGGUCAUGCUGAAUUCGAAAGCCUUCAUAGACGAAUGUAUGGACAGACGUUUCAAAAGGAACCCGACUCAACACCGCCAUUUAGAGUGGACAGAAAGAUGGCCAGUCUGGACACUGUCCUCUAUUCAACUUCCUCUGAAGAAAUAUCACAGCUUUUCUUUACAAUGUCAAGAAACAUGCAAGAAAGGGGCAAAGAUGACAUUUUGCUUUCUGCACAGUGUGUAGCAGUUCACACUAAAUUCCUGUCUGAACAAGUUCUGUAUCCUCUUGUCAAUGGAGGCUACAUGGGAACCAGCAAGGGAAAUCCUGUAGUUACAUUUGAAUCAACUGGCUUUGCAAACGGAAAUAGCAGAAGAAAGAUGUACAUUGCCUGCUAUCCACAACAGGUGAGAUAUGAACACUAUGUCCCGAUGAAAUUUGCACUGAAUGUCAAACACUUAGGAGGUCAUUUUGAGACAGGAUUUAUGCUGAAGCUGUACUGUCUAUGGCGAGUGUGUGGUGAGUGCAGCAUGAAAGAUGUGGUUAUACUCUACUCACACCAGACAAGGAAAAAUGCAGAAGUGAUGGAAAUCAUAUUGCUGUCAAAACAAACCAGGACAGUUUCUUUACUGACUCCAGAAGAAAUACCAAGCCACAAAGGACAUCAUGUUCUCAUAUCAACUACUCAAAUUACAACAGAACUAGCACAACAGAUUGUCCUUGCAUGGGACUGUCUUGAACAGCUGAUAUCCUUAGAGAAGCUGAUAUCACUCAAAGUGAUAAAUUUGCUAAAGUCUGUAAAGCCAAGACUGAAAAUAGCAAUUGUCAGGACCCAAGAGUUCCUUGCCUUCUGUCAAAUGGAUGAACAUAUUCCAAAGCUAUACACAUGGAUAAAGAAAAAUAAACAGAAUAUCACAAAGAUAUGCGUUUCGUUUAGGGACUGCAACUACAUUGCCUUGAAUCACCACCACAGUGCUCCUAUUAACAUCGCAGAAAUCCUAGAAACAUGGGAGUUCAACAUGCAAGAGAACAACAACGUCACGACAACACAGUUAAAGGUACCUGAGAUUCUCUUGUUUGACAGAAGGGGAAUGUACAUUGUUGUGGGUGGAAUGACAGGACUAGGAUGUGAAUGUGUCUUGUAUCUGGCAUCCAAAGGUGCUGGGUGCAUUACUAUUAUCAGCAGACGUAAUCCAGAUCCAAACAAACAAGAUGAAAUGAAGCAUGUGUCCGAGAUGUAUGGAUGCAUUGUUACAUCUCAGUCAGCUGAUGUUCAAGAUAUCAAGGAAAUAGGAUCAGCUUUGAAGAAGCUAGGAACCCGUUUCCCUGCCUAUAUUUUGAAAGGAGUUUUCUUUGGAGCUGCUGUUCUAAAGGAUGGAAUUCUUUUAGAAAUGACGAGAGACAAAUUCAAGGCAGCUUCUUCUCCCAAAGUUACUGGAUCCUGGAAUCUGCAUAUCCUGACAGAGCAUCUCCCACUGGACUAUUUUGUGCUGUUUUCAUCAGUAGUAUCUGUCUUUGGAAAUGCUGGACAGACAAACUAUGGUGCUGGGAAUGGAUUCAUGGAUGCCCUAGCCCAUGUCAGGAGGCAAAAUGGCAACUGUGGUCAGACUGUUAACUGGGGUCCUCUGAAUAUGGGCAUGCUGCAAGAAAGACAUAUAAAACAAAUGGAAUCGUUUGGAUACGUUCUGAUACACAAGAGAAGUAUACCUGACUGUCUCACACACAUCCUCAUGUUGAAUAAGCCACAGAUCAUUAUGUGCGGUCUCCAGUUGGUAAAAUUUGGACAAAGCCUUCAAAGAGAGACCAAUGUGGAACUGGAGUCUCGAUUUAGAUCGGUCUUGUCUCCAUUUAAGGCAGCAAUGUCUUCAGCUUCACCAAGUAAUGUGGAAACAUUUAACUUUGAGGAAAUGAAGAAAAUGUCAAAGGAAAAUGUUCUACCCAAACUUGUGAAGUACGUGAAGGCUGUGGUUAUUGAUGUAGCUAUGCUUGACGAAUCCUCUCUAGAUGUGGAGCAAGGAACCAGAGAUCAGGGAGUUGACUCAAUGAAUUUCAUGCAAAUUACUGGGGAAAUCAUGGAUGACACAAACGUACAGCUAUCAUCAACAAAAUUGAAUGUUGAAAACGCAUCGGUGUCUCAAAUCUCAAAGUACAUUUAUGAUGACUGGAUGAUCAAAGGGAAUGGUGAUCAGAAACAUGAGCAGUCUCUUCCAGUCAAAGAUUCAUUAGAAUCUGACGCAGUUCUUACCUCAGGUGAACAAGCCAACGUCUGUCAAGAAAAUUCUCCAGGAAAACGUCAGACGACACCCAAUCUGCAUUACAACUUUUCAUGA
Haliotis rubra (blacklip abalone) is the source of this 6175-nucleotide messenger RNA. RefSeq names its product phenolphthiocerol synthesis polyketide synthase type I Pks15/1-like. The coding region runs from base 44 to 6175 and encodes 2043 amino acids. The transcript is spliced from 8 exons. The record is from RefSeq and is a predicted model, not a curated record. Gene Ontology annotation, biological process: fatty acid biosynthetic process. NCBI's taxonomy places the organism in Eukaryota, Metazoa, Mollusca, Gastropoda, Lepetellida, Haliotidae. Gene Ontology annotation, molecular function: fatty acid synthase activity; 3-oxoacyl-[acyl-carrier-protein] synthase activity.